AUGUAUAGAAUUAUUUUAGAAGGUCAUAGCGGUGUUAAUCAAUUAGGUGGUGUUUUUGUUAACGGCCGACCAUUACCAGAAACAAUACGAUAUCGAAUCAUUGAACUGGCUCGACAAGGUGCAAGGCCGUGUGAAAUAUCACGGAAAUUACAAGUAUCAAAUGGAUGUGUAUCGAAAAUUCUGGGACGAUUUAAUGAAACCGGUAUUAUUAAACCAAAAGCUAUUGGUGGUUCAAAGCCACGUGUAGCUACUCCAGGUGUUGUCACAAAAAUUGCUCAAAUCAAAGCUGAUAAUCCCUCAAUAUUUGCAUGGGAAAUUCGUGAACAUCUUCUUAAACACCGUAUAUGUAAACGUCAAAAUUUACCCAGUGUAUCCUCUAUUAAUCGAGUUCUACGUAAUUUAUCAUCUUCAUCAUCAAUACAAUCUACGCCAGAUUGUCCAUAUCAAACGUAUGAAUUUAAUUACGACAAUUUAUUUAAUACAUCAACUACUCCAUCAAUUUGGCCAGUAUUUCAAAAUACAGAUCCAUCACAUACAUGGGCUUAUUGUAACUCAACGUAUGAUACAAAUACAACGUACUUUAAUGAGGAAGUCGGAAAUGAUUUCUUUGAUGAAGAGAAUAAUAAUAUUUAUGAUGAACAAAAUAUAAAUAGUGAUCAAGAUUCUGAAAUCUCAUCUAAACCAAAAGCACAUCGAAAUCGAACAGCUUUUACUCGAAGGCAAAUAGGUGCACUUGAAAAUGAAUUUGAACGUACACAUUAUCCAGAUGUUUAUGCACGUGAACAUUUAGCUUCAAGGAUUGAUUUACAAGAAAAUCGUAUACAAGUUUGGUUUUCUAAUAGAAGAGCUAAAUGGCGUCGUGAAGAAAAAUUACGAACUGGAAAUUAUACAAAUACUGCAUGUGAAUCAUCAACAAUGACAUUAAUAACAGAUAGAACUAUUCAACCGAUAGCUACUCCAUCAAUAUCGGCUCCUCAAGUAUCAAGGUCUGUUCCACAAUCAUCAAUGUCUAUACCUCAACUAUCAAACUUUACUCUACAAUCAUCAGUGUCUAUACCUCAGUCAUCAAUGUCUAUUCCACAAUCAUCAAUGUCUAUACCGCAACCGUCGGGAUAUACGCUACAAUCAUCAAUAUCUAGUCCUCAACCUUCAACGUUUACUCCACAACCAUCAGUAUCUAUUCCUCAACCAUCAGAAUCCUUGCCCGAUUUUUUACUUGAUCCAGAUAUAUCACAAUAUUAUUUUUCACCUGAUUAUCGACAAAAUUUAGCUACACCCUCAACGAAUUAUUCAUAUUCAUUACCGACAGUAAAUGCAUAUGAAGAUUUUUCUUUUCCACCAAGAACACCAGCGUAUCAAUCUUUCGAUCAAACUGCUUAUCAGUCAAAUCCUAUGUCAAAUUUUCUUCAAACACCAAUGCCAUCGUCACCAGCAUCAUUUUGGGGUCAAUUUUAA
Adineta steineri is the source of this 1455-nucleotide messenger RNA. Lineage: Eukaryota; Metazoa; Rotifera; Eurotatoria; Adinetida; Adinetidae. The record is from the annotation of a GenBank genome assembly.